AUGAAAUUAUCACUAAGUGAACAAGGAUGGAAUCGAUUAUUUCUUAUUUUAAAUGGUGUUUUCUUGGUAUAUAGUAUCAUUUUAUUUGCAUUAGGUAUUAAAGCACAAGAUGAUUUGGGACAAUUCAAGACAAUAUUACAAGGAAUUAAUCCACCUAUAUUACCAACAAUUAUAUUUACAGGAUUUAUUGGUAUAAUUGGUUCAAUUACUGGUUAUUGUAAAAUAAUGAAACCAAAUCAAAUUGUUAUUAUAUUGCAUAUCACUUUUAUGACUAUAGCAACAAUUACUGAAUUAUGUAUAUCAUUAGGUACAGUAAUGACACCAAAUGAAUUCAUUACAAAUGCUAAUUAUACAUUAAAGGAUUCGCUGAAUUAUUAUGAUAUACAUCCAUUAUAUCAUGAACAAUUUGAACAAUUACAAACUAAUUAUAAAUGUUGUGGAAGUUCAAUGUUUACAGAUUAUCGAAGAACUAAUAAUACUUUACCAGCAAGUUGUAAAAAUAAUGAAACUAUUUAUACAGUGGGAUGUGCUGAAGUAUUAAAUAAUUACACUUAUAAAUAUAUCGAUCCAAUAUUGGCUUUAUGUUUUAUAUUUACAAUAAUUAAAAUUAUUUAUAUAAUAAUUUCAAUUUGGAUGAUACGUAGAUCAUCUCAUGGAAAAGAUCCACACAUUCUUGAAUGUUGUUGA
This is a messenger RNA of Schistosoma curassoni, 687 nucleotides long. The record is from the annotation of a GenBank genome assembly. Lineage: Eukaryota; Metazoa; Platyhelminthes; Trematoda; Strigeidida; Schistosomatidae.